Necator americanus (New World hookworm) is the source of this 1137-nucleotide messenger RNA. RefSeq lists its product as uncharacterized. Gene Ontology annotation, cellular component: brahma complex; nuclear chromosome; npBAF complex. NCBI's taxonomy places the organism in Eukaryota, Metazoa, Nematoda, Chromadorea, Rhabditida, Ancylostomatidae. Bases 1 to 1137 code for a protein of 378 amino acids. The transcript has 9 exons. The record is from RefSeq and is a predicted model, not a curated record. Gene Ontology annotation, molecular function: transcription coactivator activity. Gene Ontology annotation, biological process: positive regulation of pseudohyphal growth by positive regulation of transcription from RNA polymerase II promoter; chromatin remodeling.
AUGACGAUCAGCAAUGCGACCUACGGACCACGUCCGCAGUCGUUCACAAUGGACGAUUCCGGGGAGCGUUAUUAUAUCGGAUCAGAGAUUGGCGCAUAUCUUCGGCUUCACCGUGGUACACUUUACAAGAAAUAUCCUGUGCUAUGGAGAAAAGUUGCUACACAAGAAGACAAAGAGAAACUGCGUCAAAUAGCACUUUCACAAGCUUUCAUGCACACAAAUAUAAUGUUGGUGAAAGCGCACGAAAUCGAUGAGUUGUUAGCCGGACAGGAGGAAAAAUAUCGGGCAGCUGGAUCGACUCCAUCAAUACCGCGUGUUGAUUCUGGUGUUGCAAAAAGUAAUAAACCCAACGUGCCGGCUGGUUGGAUGGGGCAACAAGUGAGUAGCGGAUCACAUCACUUGGAGUCCGUUCCGUGUUCGUGCCCGCUGGCUCAUGCUCGUGGCCGGGUGAAACCACGUGAGCUCGCAUACAGUGCUGAAGAUCUAGAACAAGCAAAAAGAGUUGCUGAAAACGGCGAGCAGCCGGAGGAGCUGGUCCCAAUCCGUUUGGAUAUGGAAUUGGAUGGAGUGAAAUUGCGUGACACGUUCUGCUACAAUAAAAACGAAAAGCUGAUCACACCGGAUUUGGUUGCUGAAAUGAUGUGUGAGGAUUUGGAUCUGCCGACAAGCACGUUCCAACCUGCCAUUGCCUCAGCUAUUUACCAGCAGCUUGAAGCCGCUGCUGAAGCCCCUCCAUUGGACCCAAAUGUUACCGACCAACGAGCUAUUAUGAAAUUGAACAUAAACGUUGGGAAUCAAAGCCUUGUAGAUCAAUUUGAAUGGGAUAUGUCCGAUCCUAACAAUAGCCCGGAAGAAUUUGCACGAAGUCUUUGUGCUGAACUUGGGCUUGGUGGGGAGUUCACAUCUGCGAUCGCGUACUCGAUCCGUGGUCAGCUGCAGUGGAAUCAAAGGACGUACGCGUUUUCGGAAAGCCCACAACCUACUGUGGAAUGUACCUUCAGAAAUCCUUCCGAAGCCGAAACGUGGGGACCAUUCUUGGAGACACUUACUGAUGCAGAAAUAGAGAAAAAGAUGCGCGACCAGGAUAGAAAUACUCGGCGAAUGCGUCGCCUCGUUGGCGGCGGUUUCAAUUUUUAA